Molecule: messenger RNA, 2277 nt
Organism: Dermochelys coriacea (leatherback sea turtle)
Lineage: Eukaryota; Metazoa; Chordata; Testudines; Dermochelyidae
Gene: RWDD4
Product: RWD domain containing 4
Exons: 8
Coding region: 177-740 (187 amino acids)
Molecular function (GO): protein binding
Source: RefSeq, a predicted model, not a curated record
AGAUAGGUAGUCAACACAGCAGCCCCGGCGUGGCUCGGGGAACCAGUGAGGGUCGUGGGACGGUCGACUGCGCAUGCGCGGUGUGUUCGCGUGCGGUUCCUGAGUCGGGUACCGGUUGCUGCGCUCUGUGAGAAUCCCUGGGCUGGGGCGGGGGCUGGGGCUGCCGGCCCGGGGCCAUGGCGGCGAACGAGGACCAGGAGAUGGAGCUAGAAGCAUUGCGUUCUAUUUAUGAAGGAGAUGAGUGUUUCAAAGAACUUAGUCCUGUUUCCUUUCAGUAUAGGAUAGGUGAAAAUGGCGAUCCCAAAGCCUUCCUAAUAGAAAUUUCAUGGCCAGAAACAUACCCACAGACAGCUCCAAACAUAUCCAUGAAUGCUUUCUUCAACAACACCAUAUCUUUAGCUAUAAAACAAAGUAUAUUGGAUAAAUUAAUGGAAGAAGUUGAAGUUAAUCUUGGAACUGCCAUGACAUACACACUUUUUGAAUAUGCCAAAGAUAAUAAAGAAUUGUUCAUGGAAAAUCAACCUGUUCAUAUUGUGACAUCUGUAGGUAAUAACAUCUCAAUUGGAACUCACGAAAUAGCCCCAUCAAGUAAGAAAAGACACAAAAAGGAGCAGUUGUCCAAAACCCAGAAACGAAAGCUGGCAGACAAAACAGAUCACAAAGGGGAGCUUCCUCGAGGAUGGAACUGGGUGGAUGUAAUUAAGCAUUUAAGCAAAACGGGUUCUAAAGAUGAUGAAUAAUGGACUUUGAUACAAGGAAACUUCAUCUUUUAAUACAGUGCAAUUUGGGUCAACAUCUUUCUCAAUAGCUUUUUCCUCUUGUCAGAGUGGAACAUUUUAUGAAAGGACAGUUUCCUAACUAUUAAACGUGAGCACAGAUGUUUAUCCAGAGAUUAUUCUGGUAUUACAUUUUUCUUCACAAACAAAAACUUGCCUUAAAGGGAAGAUAAGUGCGACAUUUCUAUAUUGAACUUUUAGAAAGCCUAUUUAGUUUCUAACUGUUGAAUGCUGAAAAGAAUAGUGAAAUAUGCAGUGUUAAUAUAUAUUGUUUUGCUCUACAGUAAGAAUAUAGUAAAAUUCUGUUAGUGAAUCCUCUGAUAUUGUGACCAUUUCCUGAAGUUCUUAUUCCAAUGGAAUACAAAUAUUAAAAGUGGAUAAUCACUUGACAGCAUAGUUCAUUUAAAAUAAACUCCCUUUAAACAAAGCCUUCUUGAUUUGUUCCUCUGCAAAUGCAGAAAGGGAACAACACAAUUAUAUCAAAGGAUUUGUCUAGACCUAGGCUAUGUCUACAUUGCACACCUUACAACAGUAUGGCUGUGCUGCGACAGCCGCGCUGUUGUAAGGUAAGCAGUGUAGCUGCUCUUUGUCGUCAGGAGAGAGCUAUGUCUACACUACUGACCUUAUAGCGGCACAGCUGUACCACUGCUGUAAGAGCAUAGCCGCUCUAUGAUGGGAGAGAGCUCUCCUGCUGGCAUAAUUAACUCACUACUAACGAGCGGCGGUAGCUAUGUUGGCAGGAGAGUAUCCCACAGACAUAGCGCUAUCCACACUGGUGCUUUUGUUGGUGAAACUUAUGUUGGUCAAGGGUUUGGGUUUUAUUCCACUUUCCUGACCCAACAAAAGUUUUACCAGCAGAAGUGCUCGUGUAGACAAAGCCUGAAGCUUUUGGUCCUGUUUUAACUAGAGUUAAACAGUUUGCAUGUGGUGGUGAUACAGCUGAGUUUCUGUAGGCUUGCUAAUAACACUAUUGCCUGAAAUCAGAGCAAGCUUCUGGCUCUGUGAUUUUUGACUAACUAGCUCAAAGUUAAGGGUAGAGAAGGUAGCAACAUGCAACGCUUGUAAAUACUAGUGCAAAAAGGACCACACACCUAGUCUAGACAAAUUCAGUGAAAGAACAAGCAGUUACAAUACCAGUACGUGUUCUCAGUUCAGCCCGGUGUGCGUCUGUUGUAGUCCUCCUCAUGUAUAUCUUUACAGGAGAUCAGGGUGUUUGCGUGGAGCUGUCUUACUGAUAGUGACUUUCUGAAUAUUAUGACUUGUUGGCUUUUUCCAUUGGAUAAUCAGUAGUUUACCAUGAGGAUUUUAUUGUAUGAAUUAGGGGACGCUGGGAAAAAAAACAAGCCACUCUCCCAUGUUGGAAAACAUUUUUUGUACAGGUUUGUCUUGUAUCAAAGAAAAAAAAUCCUCUUUACUGUACUAUAAACGGUAACUGAAUACUAAAUGCCUUAAUGUCAUUUAAUAUUUGAGAUUUUGAUCUUAAUAAAUGCUAUUUAUCUGC